AGUUGAAUAAUUGUAACUUGUAUGUAUACAUAUCCUCUCUUCAACCUUUAUCAUAGCAGAAGACAGAUCAAACCGAAGGCUUUCUUAUGGAGGAAACAAAACCAAAGACAGUUGAAGAUGUUGAGACGGUUGAUGUUUACACAGCUAAAGGUUUUCUUAGUACUGGUCAUCGAUAUCUCGAUGUAAGGACAAAUGAAGAAUUCGCCAAGAGUCAUGUUGAGGAUGCUUUGAACAUUCCUUAUAUGUUCCAAACAGAUGAAGGUAGGGUUAUAAAUCCUGAUUUUCUUCCUCAAGUGGCAUCGGUUUGCAAGAAAGAUGAACAUAUGAUCGUGGCUUGUAACGCUGGAGGAAGAGGAAGUCGUGCUUGUGUUGAUCUUCUCAAUGCGGGGUACGAGCAUGUUGCUAACAUGGGGGGAGGCUACUCGGCUUGGGUUGACGCUGGAUUCGCCGGCGACAAACCCCGGGAAGAGCUCAAGAUUGCUUGCCAGUUCCGACCAAAGGAAAACUAAAUCAGCCCGGACCCCGUUUGAUGCAA
Arabidopsis lyrata subsp. lyrata is the source of this 535-nucleotide messenger RNA. Its product is annotated as protein HIGH ARSENIC CONTENT 1, mitochondrial. The record is from RefSeq and is a predicted model, not a curated record. NCBI's taxonomy places the organism in Eukaryota, Viridiplantae, Streptophyta, Magnoliopsida, Brassicales, Brassicaceae. The transcript has 6 exons. Bases 87 to 509 code for a protein of 140 amino acids. Gene Ontology annotation, molecular function: catalytic activity.